Molecule: messenger RNA, 5202 nt
Organism: Hemicordylus capensis (graceful crag lizard)
Lineage: Eukaryota; Metazoa; Chordata; Lepidosauria; Squamata; Cordylidae
Gene: GAS2
Product: growth arrest specific 2
Exons: 8
Coding region: 1367-2311 (314 amino acids)
Biological process (GO): actin crosslink formation
Cellular component (GO): actin filament
Molecular function (GO): cytoskeletal adaptor activity; microtubule binding; actin filament binding
Source: RefSeq, a predicted model, not a curated record
GGCUUCAGAAAGUUAAGACGAGCACCCGUUUUGUUCACGACCACGAUUAGUCUAGCAGUUACAAGAGCUGUAGGAAUCGAAGGGGUCGUGAAAGAGCUGGGAAGGAAAGACUUCCAAGCUGGGAAGGAAAGACUCCGUUGUCCAAAUGAUUGGAAUCUCUUUGAGACUCAAAUGAUUUCAACAAAUUAGAUUUUUUGCCGUUUGUCCAAAGUGUGAGUAUAUGAAUUGGGCCUCUUCACGGCACGCAACCUAGAUCCAGUGGAAUCCGGGUACGACUGUGGCUGUAAUCGAGGCUGGGAAGAGGUUUAUUGAUACCCUUCCCUCGUUAGCAAGGCUUAGAAUUAGGCCGGGAGAAUCAAGUGGCUCUUAACUAAUAUCAAGUGAGAUCAUUGGCCAAGGUCUUUUCCCCGCAUCGCCUGGCCUUGCAAACUGCAAACGCUUUCUUAUUUAUGCAUUUAGAUUUAUAGCCCACCGCGUCUGGAUGGCUCAGAGUAGGUAGCCAAAGCAAAAAGAAAGAAAGAAAGAAAGAAGCUCAAAACGAAAAAUGACUGCAAAAUAAAAUAACGAAAUCAUUUUUGUAAAUAUAUGCCGUCCAUCAAAUGGCACAGUCUCCUGCUUCAUUAAUUAGGGCCCCACAAGCAAAAAAAAUCUGGGAGGUUUUGUUUUCUAGUAGUGUCGGGCGACAACGUUGUUCAGCUGAAACAUCCGCAGCAAACAUCGAAGCCAGUGCUGACGGGGGCGGGCUGUUCAGCAGAGUCUUUCCCUCCCUCGCCCAACUGCAGCUCUUCCAGGUCUGCCCUCGUCACCCCCUUGGGACAGAGUUUAAUGCACAGUCUUCCUUCUCUCCCCCUCCCCACAGUGCGGUGGAGAUAGAUGCAGACAAGCGAGAGCGAGCGAGACAGACGCUCUAUUAUUGGUGUUUUGUAAGGCUCAUGUUACCGUCUUGCUUCUUCAGGCUGCUUCCCCCUCCUAAAAUGAUCGAAGCAUGCUGCUUUCUUUUCUGGAGCUAGGGGAUCUGGGGGAGGGGAUCGGAGAAGAGCGCCCCCCUUCCGAAGCAUGGACGGCUCUGCCUACCCUAGAUUCGAAACUCUGAACGGGAGAAGCCGCGUCCCUCCCUCCCCCCUUUCUUUCUUUCUUGCCCGUCGCAUUGCAGGUUUUCCGCACCUCUAACGUAGCCCUGGGGAGGGGGGAAAGUGCAGCUUUGCCACGCAAACCGUGGACUGAAGGGAAGAAGGAGAGGCGAGGAGCUACUUUGCCUUCAGUCUCCUUCCAAAUAAACACAUUAAAUCUUGGAUCAGAUCUUCACUGCCGAGCAGACGCCGCGCGGAGUGUAAUGGCUUUGUGAUGUAGCACCAGCGGUUAAAGGAUGUGUACUGCGCUGAGUCCCAAGGCCAGAGGCCCUGGCCUCUCCGACAUGCACCAGUAUAGCCAAUGGUUGGCCAGCAGACAUGAGGCUAAUUUGUUACCAAUGAAAGAGGAUUUGGCCCUGUGGCUAACGAACCUGUUGGGGAAGGAAAUAACAGCUGAAACAUUUAUGGAGAAAUUGGAUAAUGGUACUUUGCUCUGUCGGCUUGCGGAAACUUUACAGGAGAAAUUUAAAGAGAACUGCAUUGAGGCCAACAAGCUCGGAAGGAUAAUGCCAGUGAGAAAAAUUCCAUGCAAAGCCAAUGCACCGUCUGGAUCUUUUUUUGCACGGGACAAUACAGCAAAUUUCUUGUCCUGGUGCAGAGAUGUGGGAGUGGAUGAUACUUGCCUUUUUGAAUCUGAAGGUUUGGUCCUCCACAAGCAGCCCAGAGAAGUGUGCCUUUGUUUGCUGGAACUUGGAAGGAUUGCUGCCAGGUUUGGUGUGGAGCCUCCUGGAUUAAUAAAGCUGGAGAAAGAAAUUGAACAAGAGGAAACACUUUCAACCCCUCUUCCAUCCCCUUCACCUUCACCAUCAAAGUCACCUGGCAAAAAGAGCACAGGAAAACUCCUGGAUGAUGCAGUCAAACAUAUUUCUGAAGAUCCUCCAUGUAAAUGCCCUAGUAAAUUUUGUGUAGAGCGUCUUUCACAAGGAAGAUACAGAGUUGGGGAGAAGAUCCUUUUCAUCAGGAUGCUCCACAACAAACAUGUGAUGGUUCGUGUUGGAGGAGGAUGGGAAACAUUUGCAGGGUACUUGCUGAAACAUGACCCAUGCCGAAUGCUCCAGAUCUCUCGGGUGGAUGGGAAGACAUCCCCAAUCCAGAAUAAGUCUCCGACCAUCAAGGACAUGAAUCCAGAUAGCUAUUUGGUUGUUUCUGCCCAUUACAAAGCCAAAAAGGAGAUUAAGUGAAAUUACUUUCCCUUUUCAUUGGGGGACUGUGUAUAUGUAGGCCCAGAUGAUCUUCUCGAGUGUAGUCAAAUUAGCUGGUGCUUUAAAAGGACCUCUGAGAAUUACACACAGACUGGAAAUGGCAACCCAUUUUAUGGAUUGUUGAACUGUAGAACUAUUUAUUUCUAGUACUGUACCUUUUUAUAGCAAGUUACCCUUGAUAGGUUAAUUACUACAGUCAAAUAAAAAUUUAGACAUAUAUUUUUAGCAAAAUUAUUACUCUAUGAAUGUAUUCUUAGAAUGACUUAAACAGUAUGAUUCACAUUAAAGUAAUAACAUGUGAUAUAUUUGUAUGAAAAGCAUCUAUGAUUCUCAAGUAUUUGCCCAUAUUUAGAGAUCUGACUGCCUGAUGCAGUGCUUGCAGUCAAUCAUCUUGCAGCCAACCAUUCUUGGAAGGAACCUGAUCAGUUUGUGCAUUUGCUCUUUUGUGUGUUCACUGAGUCCCUCAAUUGAAGUGAAUGAGGCAUCUCUUAUAGGCAGGAAAAUGCCAUGCCUACAUCACUGUCCUGUACCUGUAAGUAACUGCUGGAUCAGGGUGAAAGUGUGUUAGCUGUAAGAGAUGAGAAGAAAAUAGAUGUAGAUUGUGUGCAGACAGAUGGAAAGUAUUUGCACUUAACAUCUGUAUAUUAAUGUCAAAAUUUUUGUUUUAUAGGCAGCAACUUUUUUUAAUCAGUAAAAUGAACAAGUUAGCUUGCUUCUAAAAUGGCCACCUGAGAAUGCCUGUGCAACACCAAAAGUUACAUUCUAACUGCUAGAACCUGUCUUAUCUUAAUAACUGCAUUAAUAGGAGAGCUUAAAAUAGUUCUAAAGAAGUUUAUGAUCUGUUCAAUUAAUGGCCAAACUAUACAUUAUGCUUGGAGAUCUUGCGCUCUUUAAUUUGAUUAAGAAAGUGGCACGGGGGGUAGGAGGUAUUUGACUCUUUCCCCUCAUCUGAUCUACAUCUUUCUGAUCUGAUCAUCCCCUUUCUGAUCUACAUCUGCCUCUCAAGUGAUGCAAGAUAAAAUAUAGGUGCUGUAUCUAUGUCUUUCCCCACCCCAUAGAAAACAGGCUGGGGAUGGUGGUUGUUGAUAAAAUGUUGUGGGCAAAAGGGAAUCAGUAUCCCUGGACUGUCCAACCCAUGUGGCUUCAUUUGGUUAAAAACAAGUCAUCAAGAGAGAAAAUCAUAGAUUUCCUAGCUUAACAUGCAGUUUGGUCCUUAUAGGCCACCAAGUAGAGGUGCAACUUUUAUCUCUUGCGACCACAACUGAACAAUAUCAAUAUAUAGAAAUAUAUGCUCACAGAGUAAUCAAAAUGUGGUAGCCUCAGCUUGUUUUUAGCAGAGAACAAAACCAUUUGGAUAGCCCCACACUGAGGCCAUGUGAAAUCUCUGCUUGGUGUAGCCAGUUCUGAUGCCAUUUAAGAGGAGGCAGAAUGUAUACUGACACUAAAAACUAUCAACAAUGUGCUGCCUCUUCCCUCUUGGACUUGUGUCACUCAUAGAAAUUGUGAGAAAAGGUGCUUAGUACCUCAGAUUUGAUGGCUUCAAAUGGCAUUGCAGACACUGAAGUUGUUCUCAUGCCAACUUGGAGUCACCAUUGAUUCUGCUCUGUCAUGGGCAACUUCUUAGUGGCAGACCUAAUAUAUAGGUGCACCCCACAUUCCCCUUCCCUUGUACCACCUCUAUCUGUGACACUCUGGAAAGGUAGCUGACAUCAUCUGAGGGCCAGGAGGAUGAAGUAUGCAAGUCAGAAGGCAGCAUCUCUAUGCAGCAGCGCAGCAUCUCUAUGCAGCAGCACAGAAGGCUAAAAGGCAACCCUAACAAUGAGUAAGGAGGGAGAAAGUAGCCUUUGAAGUAUAUAGAGCCAAGGAUUUUUGAUCAGGGGGAGUUAUGAACAUUCCCUUCUCACAACUUAUUUUGUAAUUUUGAGAUCCUGCUAUAAGCAUAGGUUCAUUCACAGCUGCUUUUCAUGCUACGUUUUUUUUAAAAAAGAACCUCAUUGAGCCCUUCCUUUCUCUGGAAAAAACAAAACCCAUGCAGUUUGUCAAAAUGAACUGUAAGAUAUUCCCCUUAGGGGAUGGAGCUGCUCUGAGAAGAGCAUCUAGGUUCCAAGUUCCCUCCCUGGCUUCUCCAAGAUAGGCCUGAGAGAGAUUCCUGCCUGCAACCUUAGAGAAGCCACUGCCAGUCUGUGAAGACAAUACUGAGCUAGACCAAUGGUCUGACUCAGUAUGACAACUUCCUAUAUUCCUAAUUACGAGACUCCCUGCCAGGUCCAUGUGCCACUUCUGUAGAACUGUAGUCCACUGUAAAAUGAAUGUUAAGAGUGUAUCUUUUUGGCAGUCUCUGAAUCUUCAACUUGACAUGAGAAUGCAGUAGUCUGUAGUAAUAACUUGUGCGCCUCCUGUUUGAUUGCUUGCUAUUUGCUUUUAGAUUGGUCCUAUUUGCUGUAACAGAAGAGUACAGUAUAGCUUCGGGUAGUUACAGACACAUAUGAAGUGUUUCUAUCUCAUACUAACCCAGAACAAACAGGUGGCUCUCAUUAUUUGGCAUUGUAGUUUUGAACUUUUCAUCAUGUGAUGGUGGGAUGUACUCUUUUGUCUGGACUCACCUAUUUUUUUGAACAUAUUGAGUAAAAUAUGAAAAUACUGCGUGCAUUCUCUGUAGAUAAUGUCUUGGGGAAGGGUUUGGGUUACACAACUCCAUUAUAACUAGGAAAGCUGGGGUUGGUUUAUUGGUUUCGCUAACUUUCUUUGACUAUACUUGAUCAUUUUUGUGCCUUGUAAGGAAAAUCAUUCCUUGAGAAUUAUUUGAAUGACUGUAUAAAUUUGAGCAGAAAGUACAUGGUGCAUUAGUAAUAAACAUACUUUUUAAAAAA